Messenger RNA from Stylophora pistillata, 3035 nucleotides. RefSeq lists its product as uncharacterized. Gene Ontology annotation, molecular function: peptidase inhibitor activity. The record is from RefSeq and is a predicted model, not a curated record. Gene Ontology annotation, cellular component: extracellular region. Lineage: Eukaryota; Metazoa; Cnidaria; Anthozoa; Scleractinia; Pocilloporidae.
CUUAAUAAAACAAAAGGCAAACCUAAAAAUACUUGAAAUAUCAAGCCUUGAAAACGCUCUACAACAAUAUGUACAGUGCCAGCUCAAGGAUGAUUUUUUUUAACUCUAGUUUUUUGGGUCUUACAGUGGGCGUUACACAGUUAAUGUGUGAAGAAAUACGAAGAAUUCGAAUUAAACUCAGUUUUUGCAUGCUUCUUCUUCAAGGAAAGUUGGAUAUUCAUUCCAGUGAGGCCAGCCCGAGAUCCCGCCGUGCGGCCGCUGGACAUCCAACAAACAGCAGUAACGACCAAAGCAACGACCUCCUGAAAAUAAGAAACGAGAUCCAAAGUCAGUUUGAGAAGAUAAGAAAAGAGAACAAUCGUGUUUGCACAUCUCCUCUUGGUUCGAUUUGCCUUCGUGGUCCCCCUGGAGAACCUGGGUUCAAGGGGGAAAAGGGCGAUUCGGGCGACAUUGGAGGGUUAGGCCCCCCGGGGGCUAAAGGGCAGAAAGGAGAGAGAGGAGCCCAAGGAUAUCCAGGAGUGCCUGGAGAGUCGACGGUGAAUGAUAACAAGGAGGGGUCCCCACAGGUGCUUGUGUCUCCUUCGAUUUUGACAGUGAAUGAAAACCAGACGGCGAGGUUCCAUUGUGCUGCUACAGGUGACCCGACGCCUGUUGUUACAUGGCGGAAGGAAGGAGAGGUACUCAAAGGUGGCGCCAAAUACCACGUGCUGCAAGAUGGUGGGCUAACCAUAAAAAAUGUCCAAUACAACGACAGCGGUGUUUACGAAUGUGUAGCGAGGACAAGUGUGAAACGAGCCGAGGCCUUCACGAAACUUGUCGUCCGAGGGACACCUCAAAUCAAACCAUUAACUCAGCGCUCAGUUUACGUCAUCGACGGAAAUGACGUCACAUUCCCUAUGUGCAUCGCGACGGGCUUUCCGUCACCGAUCAUCACGUGGUCUCGACUCUUCCAUAGUCUGCCAGAGAGACGCACUCAUUCAUACGAUGGAAAUCUGACUAUGGUUAACGCCACAGCAGAUGAUUCUGGAAUGUACUCGUGUGAAGCUGCGAAUGCUAUCGGCAGCGCCCGAGAAAUGAUGCAACUGAUGGUUUUAACACUCCCUCAGUUCACUGUAAAACCACCAAAGGAACUCGUAGGCAACACAGGCGAUGUACUGACGAUUGACUGCAUGGCAAAGGGAGACCGAACUUUGUUUGUGACGUGGAGUCGCGAGUACGCUGACCUUCCUGAGCGGAGGGCGACUGUAGGAAACGAUGGGACCUUGACAAUCACUCAGCUGGCCCCAGUGGAUGCUGGGAAGUAUAUUUGUACUGCGACAAGCUUGGGAGGAGCCAUAAAAAUUACUGCUGAAGUGAAUCUCGCAGUUUUUCAGAAGGGUUUGAAGGAGGGCAUUUGCCCGAUUCCUCUCCCGGUCGAAGAUUGCGGAGAUGAGACUGAUGACGAGUGUACUCUGGAUUCAGAUUGUUUUGGUGAAAUGAAGUGCUGUUCGGAUUCCUGUCAGAAGCUGUGUGUUCAGCCUCCACAAACGAGAGGGUGCGAUGACAUCCUUUAUGCGGGCUACAACACGAGUGGUGUUUAUAUCAUCAACCCUGACAGGAAAACAGAUUUUGAUGUCUACUGCGACCUAGAGACAGAGAGUGGAGGAUGGAUUGUGUUCCAAAGGCGAAUGGAUGCUUCUGUCAGCUUCCAUCGCACCUGGAUUGACUAUAAAUCAGGUUUCGGAGACCAUGAAGGGAAUUUCUGGCUAGGAAACGACAAAAUUCAUCGACUCACCGCGGCAUAUGAUAUGUCGCUGCGAAUCGAGCUGGAGGAUUGGAGUGGAAAGAAAGUUUUCGCUCAUUACGACGUCUUCAAGGUAGAAAACGAAAUGAACAACUACAAGAUCACAGUCAGCGGUUACAAUGGUACAUCCGGGGAUUCUUUAAGUUACCAUAACAACAUGAUGUUCAGCACGAGAGACAAGGAUAAUGACAUGUGGAAGACCGGGAGCUGUUCAGAUGACUUGACUGGGGGAUGGUGGUUUAACGAUUGUCACAACUCGAAUUUGAACGGACAGUUCAUGGGGAACACAAAAGCUUACAGUGGUAUUGGCUGGGUUCGAUUUAAACAUAACCUUUCCUUGAAGUUUGUGGAAAUGAAAAUGAGGGCGCAGUCGUUCCUUAAAGAAAAAGUGGAUGAAAGGAUGGAGUAAGACAAAUUUUAUUUUGUAAAAAUUCAUCAGACGGUUUUGAAUGCAUUUAUAAAGUAUUUCUUUCAAAAAGAAUUUUGACACGUAACUGUUUCAUAAGAGCUAGGCCGCUAAAUCUUGAGUUAGAUAACUAACAUUGUUAUAUACGUAGACUUUUACUUAAAAAAACGAGUACUGUGAUUGGUUGAUUCUUUGUCACGUGCUCCUGAUCAAAUUCAAAUGUAUCCCGACCGGGAUACAAUUGCGCAGUCGUUACCCGCGCGUUGAAUACAAUAGUAUGUUUUUGCCAUAUGAUUGUAUAAGAGAAAGUCUUAAUAAUUAACAAAGCACUUAAUGUAUGGUCUCUCGGGAAGCUAGUUUGUUUUGUUUUUACUGGCGUCCUGAUUUUUCUCUCGAAUUCGUCUCGAUAAAUUCAAAGGCUUGUUUAAAACUUCCAGACCCGUUUCUUCGAACCCAGAGAUAGAUACAAUGCUAACCUUGAUUUCUCGGUCCGUUCUGUAAGUUACAGAAUAUCCAUUUUUUCCGCGUGGAUUUAUAGCCCGCGCGUAUCUUGCAUAGGCCAUAUAUCCGAGUGGAAAAACCUCGGUUUGUAAGAGGUAUGUAACAUAUUAGAGUAAAGAAUAGGUAGUGUUUACUGAACAUGUUACAAACAGGUGUUUCAUCCAUGAACUAAACAUUUCACCACUUUUUAGGAUAUAAUAAAUAGCAAGAAAUGAAAAAAAAUACGCGUUAGCUUUCAUAUGAAUGGUCAAACGCUAUUGUUUCAUCAACAGACCUUUAGUUAGCAAUUCUUCGUAAUGCUUGAUAAACAGUGUCACAUUAAAGAAGUGCUCGUCAACUAUCAUU